AUGUCGUCCUGGGGCAAAGGUGCUUGGAGCGCUCGCAAGGGCAAAGGCAGCGGCGGGAAAGCGAAGGGCAAGGCCUUCGGCGAAAAGAAAGACUAUGUGAAAAAGGUUUCUUGGGAAAAUCGGCUUUCCAAGUGGUACCUUCGCCCUUACGUGGAUCAAGCUGGCAGCCCGUUCUCUGCCAAUGGCGUCCAAGAAUCCGAGCUGCUCUCCUCAUACCACCUACGCAACAUUCUGAGCGAGGACUCCUCGGAGUAUUGCGCGCGGCAGGGCAUUGCGCUCUCGGAAGGCGCCGCGAACUUCGAGGUUGGCGCUGGAGCGUUGCAGCACCACUUCGGCGAGGACGCCGGCGCCGGUUUGAAGAAAGUUGGCAUUCAGCCAUUACUCGAGCAGUUCCAGACUGCAAAUGGCAAGAAAUUCUUGGAAGCCUGCACGUACUUGAACACUGCCAACACUGAAGUGGAACGCAACGAGGGAGCUACGGCCGCGGCCGUGAAACGCUUUGUUCGCUUCUUGACCCACGAACACGCAGAAAAAGAAGCGGCUUUCCGGAAGUUGCUGCGCCUCACGGCGCGGCUAUAUAUCUUUGCUUUUGAAGGCCUUGAAGCGAUCACCGCCCUGUCCAACCCAAAGGUCAUGGCAGCUGGCGUGCAUGCAGUUGGGCAGCAAGCGGCUUUACCGGAAGAUUGCAAGGCGUGGCUGCGCGCGCCCGAGGAGCAGGAAGCCUUGGUAUGGUCUUUGGUGGCUGCCUUCCAACACCAAAAACUUGAAGCUGGCGUGAAAAAGCGUGCUGCUGCAACCUACGAUUGGGACGAAGAGCCCACGGCGGCCGCAGCGUGGGGCAAGGGCGGUGCCGAGCUCUAUGGGGACGAUGCAGAAGACGACGCUUGGGAAGCGCAGCGGGCAAAAAAGACUUCCAAGGGAAAAGGCGGCAAGCUGACGAGCAAGCAGCCGGCAAAGAAGGCAGGGCCCUUGGCAUCGGAUGCGGAGGACGACUCAAAGGACAUCGAUCUAACGUCCUCCCAAGAAGACGCGAAGGCGUCGGCGAGCUUGGACGUGACCGGCUGGCCUUUGGAGAAAGUCGACGCGCUCAAAGAAUUCCUAACUGAGCUCGAGGGCAAAGUCGACAGCAGCAAAGACCGCCCGAGCAUCCAACAAUUGCAAGCUGUUCUGCAAGAAGUCCCGGAAACCAUUUUGAACCACCAAGGCCUGCAGAAAACGGUGACCGAUUUCAUGCAAAAGACCCGCUACCCGAGAACCGAAAACCUCAAAGCUUUGCUGAAAGCCUUGAAGGACAUGGCUGCCAUCGUGGAAGCCGAAUGGAAGAAGUGA
Messenger RNA from Durusdinium trenchii, 1329 nucleotides. The record is from the annotation of a GenBank genome assembly. NCBI's taxonomy places the organism in Eukaryota, Dinophyceae, Suessiales, Symbiodiniaceae.